Molecule: messenger RNA, 10850 nt
Organism: Physeter macrocephalus (sperm whale)
Lineage: Eukaryota; Metazoa; Chordata; Mammalia; Artiodactyla; Physeteridae
Gene: MKI67
Product: marker of proliferation Ki-67
Exons: 15
Coding region: 219-9512 (3097 amino acids)
Biological process (GO): regulation of mitotic nuclear division; regulation of chromosome segregation
Cellular component (GO): chromosome; nucleus
Molecular function (GO): protein binding
Source: RefSeq, a predicted model, not a curated record
GGAGGACUGAGGCCCGGUCCCUGCAGCGGAGGUGGACGCGUCGCCGGCCCCUCCCGGUGCGGACUCGGGUUGCUCGCCGACGAGCGGCGGAACCACUGGUGUCGCCCCGGGAGACUCGUCCUAGUGGCAUGUAAAAGUGCAGUCAAAGGAUUGCGUGUAAGUCUGCUUCAGCAAACCUUUUGAUGCCUGACCUUAUAGUCAAAAUUCCUGUUUAGAAAAUGGGUCCUACAAGACGCCUUGUUACCAUCAGAAGGAGCGGGGUCGACGGCCCCCACUUUCCACUGAGCCUUCAUACCUGCUUGUUUGGAAGGGGUAUUGAGUGUGACAUUCGUAUUCAGCUUCCCGUAGUGUCCAAACAACACUGCAAAAUUGAAAUCAAUGAGCAGGAGGCAAUAUUGUUUAAUUUCAGUUCCACAAAUCCAACACAAGUAAAUGGAUCUACUUUUGAUAAACCUGUACAGCUAAAACAUGGAGAUGUGAUAACUGUUGUUGAUCGGUCUUUCAGGUAUGAAAAUGAAAGUCAUCAGAAUGGAAGCAGGUCACCUGAAUUUCCAGGACAAAGAUGGGAACAGGAGCCUUCGCGUCGGGUCUCAAGAUCUAGCUUCCCUUCCAACCCUGAUGGAAGAGUUCAAGAUUCCAGUGCCCGUUCAAAAUUCACAGAAGAAGCUGCUUCAGGAAGGCCUGUGGUGCAUGGGAAGGAUGUCACAGGAGAGGGUAUUGUCUCAGGUGGCUCAGAAGAUCCUGUUGCUGGGAAAGCACCUAACAGCAUUCAUUCCUCAGAACUUCCUGGAGAUAACGGCAGAAAUGCAACAACUCCCACUGCUGGGGAUUCUCUAGAAGAUUCCAGUGUAACAUUCGGGAGCAGUAAUGCAGAAUUGAAGGCUUCUUCCUCUAUAAAGUGUCUUAAGGGGAGUGACCAAAAUGAGUCUCCCUUUAGGAGGCUUUAUGAGUCAAUGAAGGUGGAGUUAGAUGUGAAAUCAGGAAAAGUCAGUGUUCUACAGAAUCGCAGAAAAUCAGGAUCACAGAGUCAUUGCACAACAGAAAAAGAAAGCACUGGUGGUUUACAGCGUGAGACUCUGGUCUCACUUAAAUCCAGACCAAAAUCGGGCCAAAGCCCCCAAAUUAAGGCAGACGCUGCUUCAGGAGAACGAGGAAGUAGCCAGACUGAGGGAAAGAGGCGUGAUGAGCCAUUUCAGACCCCCAAGGAGACCAGGAGUCCCAGCAUCCUCUGCACAGAGAUAGAGACGCUGAAAACCACGACCCCCGUACGAUAUUCACAACAAAGUCCCUCACGGAGUCCGUGGAGUGAAGACCUGAGUGUUGUCAAUGGUGGUGCAUCCCUGAAGCUAGAUCAAAGUGAAGGCUCCAGGGCAGAGAAUAAAACGUUUCCUCCUCGGAAGUUCUUACCUAGAAUUCAAACGCCCAUUAAAGUUGAGAGUUUUGGAAAUACACCAGAAAAACUUUGCCCCAGAAAGAGGAAGAGGAUUCCUACAAAUGUUGACGAUCUGACAACAGAAACAGAGAUUCUGCCUCAGACAAUUUCAGCUCCGUUGGUCCCUCAAGUUGAAAGGAAGAUUCAAAGCGAUUUUCUCAACAAGCCUGAGAAGCUGGGUGUGGCAGCUGAUCCGGUGUGCCCUGGGUCACCCAGUCUUAGCUCGGCUGAUGGCAGCAGCUUCGGCGAUUCCACGAAUAAGAUGGAUGGGGUGUCCCUGAAGAGGAGGCGGGUCUCCUUUGGUGGUCGCCUGAGACCUGAAUUAUUCGAUGAAAACUUACCUCCUAACACACCUCUCAAAAGAGGAGAGACGCCAAAGCAAAGACGGUCUCUGGUCACCCACACGCCAACCGUCCUGAAGAAAAUCAUCAAGGAGCAGCCUCAGCCAUCAGGGAAAGAAGACUCUUCAGAAGCCUGUCUGGAAGUGACUGCACAGAAUGCAUUCAUGAGAUCUCCAGCUCCUAACGCUGCUCCCGCUUCUCCACAUGCACCCGACCGAUGCCGUAGGUUAUCCAAGGCGUCUUCCAUCUCCAGUGACAGCAAAUCUCCACAUCAGACAGAUAUUCCCAAGAGAGGAGGGAGAAGAAGUGGCAACCUGCCCUCCAAGAGAGCUUCUGUAGAUCGAAGCCAGCAUGGCCUCUUACAGAUGAUUUAUUCCAAGAGAAGGAGUGGUGCUUCUGAGGCCAAUUUAGUUGUGGCAAAAUCGUGGGCAGAUGUGGUAAAACUUGGUACCAAGCAGACCCAGACCAAAGCUGUUAAACGUGGCCCUCCAAGACCCCUGAGCAAAAGGCAAAGAAGAACCAAUACUCCGAAGAAGCUGACUGGCAUCGUUCACAAUCAAUUUAGCACAGGCCACGCAAACUCUCCCUGUACCAUAAUAAUAGGGAAAGCUCACAUCGAGAAAGUGAACGGGCCAGCUCGGCCCUACAGGAUGCUGAACAACUUCAUGGUCAACAAACCAAUGGACUUUAGUGAAGAUCUUUCAGGGCUGCCUGAAAUGUUCAAGACUCCAGUGAAAGAGAAACCACAAAGGAUGAGCCUGUGUCCCUCCACUUUUUCAAAUUCAGAGGAUUUGCUUGGAAAAGAGCUUCCAGUACCUCAUUCAGGAGAAAAACCUCUGCUGUGCGCUUCAGAAAAUUCUGGACAGAAUGUGUCCCCCGGGGCUCAAGAUGCACCAAAAGAGCUGUCUGAUCAAAGUUCUGCAAGCCCUGCCUUAAGACGCCAGUGUAUUAAAAUAAAUGAAAGUAUUAUGAAAACUCCUAGGAACGUGUAUAAAACAACAGGUGCUGAGAUGAAAACCCCAGCAUCUGAGGCAACGACACCAAAGACAACAUCAAGUGCAAACAAGUUUAGAAGAUCCAUGGAGCUCAGAAGCUCACAGACACCAGGUGUAGAGUGUAAAAACGAAGGCCCAAAACCUGACACUCUUGAGAACGUCUUGGGAAGAUGUCUGAGGAAAGCACCACAACCAGAGCAGAAGCUGGAGGGAGACAUGAAGGAAAGUGAAACAUGUACAAAAAACAUGGAAUCAAAAGAAAAUUCCAAAAAGAUGUUAGCUCUGAGGAGAUCAAGAAUUGCUUCAGAGCUGAAGUGUGAAAUAACAGCAGACCUGACCGCCCUUGAGAGCUUGCAGGAGACAGAGCCUGAGGAAGACCAGCUGGACAUCCCAAGUCUCCUACAGACCCCAGCUCAUCCCAAGGAAGCAGUGGACGCAGAGAACAAAGCCACAAAAAUGCACUGUAAAUCUCCCAGAUCAGGAACAGUUGGCACGCCCACCAGGACAAACACACAGCUCAAGACACCUUCCUGGAAAGUGGACGUAGAAGAUGCCUCAGCCCUCGGAAAACUCACACAGACACCAGGGAAAACCAUGCCCAUGCACAAAGAGCCAGGUGAUGAUAAAAGCAUCAAAUUGUUUAAGGAAACUCCAAAGCAGAAACUGGACCCUGCAGAAAAUGUAGCUGGAAGUAAGAGGCGGCCAAGGACACCCAAGGGAAAGGCCCCACCUCUGGAAGACCUGGCUGGCUUCAAAGAGCUCUUCCGAACCCCACAUCAUGCAAAGCAACCCAUGAUUGAUGACCAAACCCCCAAAAUGCUCUGCCAAUCUCCACAACUAGAACCAGUCAACACACCAAAUAGAAAGGGACGUCUCAAAACACCUUCCCAGAAAGUGGAUGUACAGGAAGAUGUCUCAGCUCUCAGGAAGCCUCAACAAACACCAGGGGAAACCACACACUCACACAGAGAACCAGAGGGUGGUGACAGAGGCAUUGCAGUAUCUCAGGAAACUCCAGGAGAGAAACUGGACCCUGCAGAAAAUGUAGCUGGAAGCAAGAGGCGGCCAAGAACACCCAGGAAAAAGGCCCCACCCCUGGAAGACCUGGCUGGCUUCAAAGAGCUCUUCCAAACCCCAGAUCAUGCAAAGCAACCAAUGACUGAUGACAAACCUACCACAAUACCCUAUAAAUCUCCACCAGCAGAAGCAGUCAACAUGCCAACAAGUAGCAAGAGACGGCUCAAGACACCUUCCCAGAAAGUGGAUGUGCAGGAAGAUGUCUCGGCUCUCAGGAAGCCCACACAGACACCAGGGGGAGCCAGGCACUCACACAGAGAACCAGAGGGUGGUGACAGAGGCAUUGCAGUGUCUCAGGAAACUCCAGGAGAAAUGUUGGGCACUGCAGAAAAUGUAACUGGAAGCAAGAGGCAUGCAAGAACACCCAAGGAAAAGGCCCCACCGCUGGAAAACCUGGUUGGCUUCAAAGAGCUCUUCCAAACACCAAAUCACACAGUGGAACCAAUGACUGCUGACAGAAUCUUCAAAAUGCUCUGCCAGUCUCCACAACUAGAACCAAUCAACACACCAAGUAGAAAGGGACAUCUCAAGACACCUUCCCAGAAAGUGGCUGUGCAGGAAGAUGUCUCGGCUCUCAGGAAGCCUCAACAAACACCAGGGGAAACCACACACUCACACAGAGAACCAGAGGGUGGUGACAGAGGCAUUGCAGUGUCUCAGGAAACUCCAGAAGAAAAACUGGACCCUGCAGAAAAUGUAACUAGAAGCAAGAGGCCGCCAAGAACACCCAAGGAAAAGGCCCCACCCCUGGAAGACCUGGUUGGCUUCAAAGAGCUCUUCCAAACCCCACAUCAAGCCAAGGAACCAAGGACUGAGGACAGAACCCCCAAAAUGCUCUGCCAAUCUCCACCACCAGAACCAGUUGUUACAUCAACCAGCAUGACCAGACGUCUCAAGACACCUUCCCAGAAAGUGGCUGUGCAGGAAGACUUCUCAGCACUCAGGAAGCCCACACACUCACACAGAGAACCAGAGGGUGGUGACAGAGGCAUUGCAGUGUCUCAGGAAACUCCAGAAGAAAAGCUGGACCCUGCAGAAAAUGUAACUGGAAUCAAGAGGCAGCCAAGGACACCCAAGGAAAAGGCCCCACCCCUGGAAGACAUGGCUGGCUUCAAAGAGCUCUUCCAAACCCCAGAUCAUGCAAAGGAACAAAUGACUAAUGAGAAAACCACCACGAUACCCUAUAAAUCUCCAGCAGUAGAACCAGUCCCCAGGCGAACAGGUAGAAAGAGACGGCUCAAGUCACCACCAGGGAAAGUGGAUGUAGAAGAGCCCUCAGCGCCCAGGAGGCCCACACAGACACCAGGGGGAGCCAGACACUCAGACAGAGAACCAGCGGAUGGUGAUAAAAACAUCAAAUUAUCUAAGGAAACUCCAAAGCAGAAACCGGACUCAGCAGAAAAUGUAAAUGGAAGCAAGAGGCUGCCAAGAACACCCAAGGAAAAGGUCCAAUCUCUAGAAGACCUGGCAGGUUUCAAAGAGCUCUUCCAAACCCCAGAUCAUGCCAAGGAACCAAGGGCUGUUGUCAAAACUCCCAAAACGCUCUGCAUGUCCUCCCAACAACAGCUACUUGUCACACCAACCAAUACGAAGAGAUGGCUCAAGACACCUCUGGGGAAAGCGGAUACAGAGAAAGAGCUCUCAGCAUGCAGAAUGACACAGUCACCAGGGGAAACUAGGCACUCAGAGGGAGAACCAGUAGAUGAUGAUAAAAUCAUCAAAUUGUUUCCGGAAACUCCAAAUCAGAAACUGGACUCAUCAGAAAAUGUAGCUGGAAGUAAGAGGCGGCCAAGAACACCCAAGGAAACGGCCCCACCUCUGGAAGACCUGGCUGGCUUCAAAGAGCUCUUCCAAACCCCAGAUCAUGCCAAGGAACCAACGACUGAUGACAAACCCACCAACAUACCUUGUCAAUCUCCACAACCAGAACCAGUCAACACACCAAGUAGAAAGGGACGUCUCAAGACACCUUCCCAGAAAGUGGAUGUGCAGGAAGAUGUCUCGGCUCUCGGGAAGCCUCAACAUACACCAGGGGAAGCCACACACUCACACAGAGAACCAGAGGGUGGUGACAGAGGCAUUGCAGUGUCUCAGGAAGCUCCAGGAGAGAAACUGGACCCUGCAGAAAAUGUAACUGGAAGCAAAAGGCGGCCAAGAACACCCAAGGAAAAGCCCCCACCCCUGGAAGACCUGGCUGGCUUCAAAGAGCUCUUCCAAACCCCAGAUCAUGCCAAGGAACCAACGACUGAUGACAAACCCACCAACAUACCUUGUCAAUCUCCACAACCAGAACCAGUCAACACACCAAGUAGAAAGGGACGUCUCAAGACACCUUCCCAGAAAGUGGAUGUGCAGGAAGAUGUCUCGGCUCUCGGGAAGCCUCAACAUACACCAGGGGAAACCACACACUCACACAGAGAACCAGAGGGUGGUGACAGAGGCAUUGCAGUGUCUCAGGAAGCUCCAGGAGAGAAACUGGACCCUGCAGAAAAUGUAACUGGAAGCAAAAGGCGGCCAAGAACACCCAAGGAAAAGCCCCCACCCCUGGAAGACCUGGCUGGCUUCAAAGAGCUCUUCCAAACCCCAGAUCAUGCCAAGGAACCAAUGACUGAUGACAAACCCACCAACAUACCUUGUCAAUCUCCACAACCAGAACCAGUCAACACACCAAGUAGAAAGGGACGUCUCAAGACACCUUCCCAGUCACCAGGGGAAACUAGGCACUCAGAGGGAGAACCAGUAGAUGAUGAUAAAAUCAUCAAAUUGUUUCAGGAAACUCCAAAUCAGAAACUGGACUCAUCAGAAAAUAUAGCUGGAAGUAAGAGGCGGCCAAGAACACCCAAGGAAACGACCCCACCUCUGGAAGACCUGGCUGGCUUCAAAGGGCUCUUCCAAACCCCAGAUCAUGCCAAGGAACCAAUGACUGAUGACAAACCCACCAACAUACCUUGUCAAUCUCCACAACCAGAACCAGUCAACACACCAAGUAGAAAGGGACGUCUCAAGACACCUUCCCAGAAAGUGGAUGUGCAGGAAGAUGUCUCGGCUCUCGGGAAGCCUCAACAUACACCAGGGGAAACCACACACUCACACAGAGAACCAGAGGGUGGUGACAGAGGCAUUGCAGUGUCUCAGGAAGCUCCAGGAGAGAAACUGGACCCUGCAGAAAAUGUAACUGGAAGCAAAAGGCGGCCAAGAACACCCAAGGAAAAGCCCCCACCCCUGGAAGACCUGGCUGGCUUCAAAGAGCUCUUCCAAACCCCAGAUCAUGCAAAGGAACAAAUGACUAAUGAGAAAACCACCACGAUACCCUAUAAAUCUCCAGCAGUAGAACCAGUCCCCAGGCGAACAGGUAGAAAGAGACGGCUCAAGUCACCACUGGAGAAAGUGGAUGUAGAAGAGCCCUCAGCACCCAGGAGGCCCACACAGACACCAGGGGAAACCAUGCACACACACAGAGAGCCUGUAGGUGAUGAAAAUGACAUCGAAGUGUUUAAGGAGACUUUAAGGCAGAAACUGGUCUCAGCAGAAAAUGUAAUUGGCGUCAAGAGUCGGCUAAGAACAUUGAAGGAAAAGGCUCAACCCCUGGAAGACUCGUGCAGUUUCAAGGAGCUCUUCCAAAAGCUAGAUCAGGCCAAGGAACCAGUGGGUCAUGUUAAAAUCACUCCAGUGCCCUGCCAAUCUCCACCAGCCGAACCAGUCCCCAGGCGAACAAGUAGAAAGAGAUGGCUCAAGUCACCACCAGGGAAAGUGGAUGUAGAAGAGCCCUCAGCGCCCAGGAAGCCCACACAGACACCAGGGCACAUGCAGAGAGAGCCUGUAGGUGAUGAAAAAGACAGCAAGGCGUUUAAGGAAAAUUCAAGGCAGAAAUUGACCUCGGCAGAAAAUGUAAUUGGCGUCAAGAGUCGGCUAAAAACAUUGAAGGAAAAGGCUCAACCUGUGGAAGACUCAGGCAGUUUCAAGGAGCUCUUCCAAAAGCCAUGUCAGGCCAAGGAACCAGUGAGUGAUGUUAAUAUAGCCCCAGUGCCCUGCCAAUCUCCACCAGCCAGACCAGUCACCAGACCAGAAAGUAGAAAGAGGCGACUCAAGUCACCGCCAGAGAAAGUGGAUGUAGAAGAGCCCUCAGCGCCCAGGAAGCCCACACAGACACCAAGGGAUAUGCAGAGAGAGCCUGUAGGUGAUGAAAAAGACAGCAAAGUGGUUAAGGAAACUUCAAGGCAGAAACUCAACCCUGCAGAAAAUGUAAUGGGCGUCAAGAGUCGGCUAAGAACAUUUAAGGAAAAGACCCAACCCGUGGAAGACUCGUGCAGUUUCAAAGAGCUCUUCCAAAAGCCAGAUCAGGCCAAAGAACCGGUGAGUGAUGUUAAAAUCACUGCAGUGCCCUGCCAAUCUCCACCAGCCGAACGAGUCACCAGGCCAGCAAGUAGAAAGAGGCAGCUCAAGUCACCACUGGGAAAAGUAGACCUAGAAGAGCUCUCAGUACUCAGAGAGCCCAUCCAAACAGCAGGGGAAACCACGCACAGAGAACCAGUAGGUGAUGAGAACAAUAUCAAAGUGUUUAAGGAAACUUCAAGGCAGAACCUGGACUCAGCAGAAAAUGUAAUUUGUGUCAAGGGUCGGCUAAGAACAUUUAAGGAAAAGGACCAACCCCUGGAAGAUCCAGCCAGUUUCAAAGAAGUCUUCCAAAAGCCAGAUCAGGCCAAGGAACUGGGAAACGAUGCUUCUGGAGUUAAGAGAGCCCCAAAGCAAGCAGCAGACAGAAGAAGACCUGUAGAAAUAUCCCAAAGAGUCCUCAGGGCCCCUAAAGUAAGGUUCACGGGAGACCCUGUGGGCAGCAGAGACCCUGUAAAAUCACCAGGUGAAAGCUGCAUCUCCCCGUCCCCCAAGAGGAAACUGGGAGAAGAUGCAAGGGUUGUGGGAAGGAAGAAGCUAUGCCCCACGAUGGCUGCACAGGACCCUGAGGAAGAGAAACCCCUCCAGAAGAAGCAGAGGACAGCCCCCAGGGAGAGACGGGAGCCCCCCAAACCCUUGGGAGAGAAGAAGAGAAGUCUGAGGAUUCUUGCACAAAGGACUAAACCUGAGGGAAACCUGCCCAACAAUGACAUGAAAACUAAAGCUACGGAUCCACAAGGAGAAGAUGCGCACGCUCCAAAUAAGGGAAUGUCCCUGCGUACCAGGCGCCCCACUAAAACCAAUAUAGAGGAGCAAAGACCUGGGGCUCUUAUAUCAGCAGGAAAGAUGAAAAUAAGGAGAAGUGAAAUGAAGUCUAUGAAGACCUCCCAAGAGAUGAAGCUACAAAGCCCAGCAGAUGGAGCUGAGAAUCCUACCUCUGGGGGCAAAGUUCAAGAGAGAAGGAGGCACUUGAGAUCUGGGAAGCAGAAUCAGAAGACUUUGGCUGAUGCAACAGAGGAGACAGCGAGGCAGGAAAGGGUGGAAAUCCCCGUGAAGAAGCAGGAAGAGAAAGAAGCAACGGAAUAUUCAGACUUCAAGGGUUUGAGAUCCAGAAAGAUUACUCUCCGCCCUCGAGGAAACCCUUUGGAGAGUGAAUCCGAGCAGAGAGUAACCCGGGGUGCCAGGAGAUGUGCCAGCAGCCUUCAAAAGGAAAAUGACAGUGUGGGUGUCAAGAAAAUAAGAGCCAGAAGUCAUCGAGACGGUGAAGAUAAAUAGCCAAGAAGUUUAAAAGGAAAAAACAAGUAAUGAACUUAGCGAUAAGUUGCAGUACAAUAUUUGCCGUAAAUUUUAAAGUGAAUGCUGUAAAUAAUGCUGUCUGGAGGGGAGGGCAGGUUUAAGGGAAGAAAGCUUGGAAUUUUCUGACUCUGAAUAGUUUACUCAAAACCCCCAUGUGGAGGUUAUGAAGGACACUGCUGGGUCUCCUAAACUGAAAAAAAAAUUUAAAACUUGGGUGGGUGGGGGGCAGGGGCGGGGGAGGGUUUGCCAAGUGUGACCUUCAACUUGGCGAGAUGAAGCCCUGGAGUUUGUGACUUCCAUGGUCAACCCCCAUUGGCCGUGGGCUCAGGCACUUGCCAUGCUGUGUUGUAAAUGUUUCUGUGUGUGUCUGUGUCCUUCAUGUACAUACAUCCUCCAUCCAAAUGUGAAAGGCGGGGCUUCUAUCCUGCAUCCCCACCACCAAGCAGGCGCUCUGGAAAUAUGAACGAGUGGGUAUAGGGAGAGAAAAAUGAAAGUUACAAGAUAUACCUUUAUGCUGGGGAGACCUCGGGUCCAGGCACUAGGGCUGUGGGCCAUCUGCACAGGACUGUCCUCUCCUUGGUGUCCUGACCACUGAAGGGAAUAAAUGUAUGACUCGGAGGACAGUUUGUGAUGCCAUUUCCAGGGUAACAGUGAUACUUUGAGGAAUGACGGGUAGCUUGCCUUUUUCACGUUAAGUAUCUUUGUCUAAACUAGGACUGCUUUCAUCUGAGAAGGCGUCCCCCCCACUCAGUCUUAGGGCCAUUGGCCAGGGUGCCCCUCACUUCCAAACUGUAGCACCCCUCUGAGCUUUCAUGUCAUUUACAUAUUCUGAGCUUUCUGCAAAUCUGCUCUCACCUGUGUUUUCUCUGAUCACACCUGUUGGCCUGACUUAGCCCCAACAGGUCACCUUGGACAGAGAGCAACACAGACCCAAACGUUUCCCCCAAGAGAACGGCCAUUUCUGACAGCCACCGAGCAUGAGGCUCCUUUCCCCACCAUUUCUGAGUCACUUACCUGUGAGCCCAUGGCUCCUACAUCUCGUUUCAAGCCUGGACUUCCGUCUCCCUUCAGUUUCAGAGCCGUCCAUCAUCACACUGCUGUUCUGCUUUGUUCUGCUUUGUCCUCCUGUGCCUUUGUGUUCCCUAAAUCAGAAAGGAGCACACCUUCCCUCCAGUCACCUGUACGGAGUCCUCCCCGUUCACCUACCUUGCCAGGUGGAGGUAAGGAUGGAAGAUAGGAAAAGGUCGCUGUCCCCUAGAGUGUGAACUGUAACGUUGGUGCCCCUGUCUGUCUACUCCUGUAACCCCCGUGUCCGGC